This is a messenger RNA of Megalops cyprinoides (Indo-Pacific tarpon), 2455 nucleotides long. It is a transcript of the gene myoc, whose product is annotated as myocilin. Lineage: Eukaryota; Metazoa; Chordata; Actinopteri; Elopiformes; Megalopidae. The transcript is spliced from 4 exons. The record is from RefSeq and is a predicted model, not a curated record. Gene Ontology annotation, cellular component: Golgi apparatus. Gene Ontology annotation, biological process: signal transduction; osteoblast differentiation. The coding region runs from base 406 to 1818 and encodes 470 amino acids.
ACCUGAGGAGACUGACCUGGGAGCACAGACAGAGAAAGCAAGAACCACAUAGACCAGACAAGAAACUGCUCAACAGGAGAGAGAACAGUUAAAGAACCUAAAUAAGGUUAAAUAACCUGAGGGAAAGAAAGACAGAAAAAAAGAGAUAAAGAGAGAGGAAAAAGAAAGAGGGAGAGAGAAACCGCAGGGGAUAGCGUGGAGCAGCAGGUCAGGGGCAAAAAGCUCAAGAGUUCAACAUUCCAGCUCAAGUUACCACAGCACCCAGGGAGAAAGAAGGAGAGAGAGGGACAAACUCGCAAACAUAGUGCGAUCCAGCAAGUAAGAGAGAGACACAGGUAUUGGAGGAAGCUCUGUGCAGGCAGAGAAACCCUUUAACAGCGUAAGUGCAACAUAACCCCCCCCAGGAUGUGGCUCCAGGUAGCUCUGUGUCUGUCCUGUCUGCUGCUGGGGAGUCAAGGGCAGGAGAGAGCUGCUUUCCACAGGACCAAUGACCGAAACAGCCGCUGCCAGUACACCUUCACCGUGGCCAGCCCCACUGAAGCCAGCUGCCCCACGGUAGGCGGAGGGCCGGAGGUGGAGGCGCUGAAGUCACGCCUGACCCUGCUGGAGGCGCUGGUGAACCGCCUGGUGGGAGGGGAGGCGGGGGCGGUGGCAGGCGCAGGGCCAGACACAGGGCUGCAGGAAGCCUACGUUCAGGUGAUGGAGGAGAAGACCCAGCUGCAGAGAGACAAAGAGCGGCUGGACAGGCAGGUGCAGGACCUGCAGAGGAGGCUGGAGGAGCUGCGUCAGGAGACGGAGAGGCUUCGGGCGAGACCCUGCCAGCAGCCCCCGCCUCCCAGCGCCCCGCUGCAGGACCAGAGACCAGCCAGCGGGUCAAACAUCCUCUCCCACCUGGUGUCCGGGACCACGGGACAGAGUGAGACAGGCGGGGCGAGAGACCCUGCCUGGCAGUUGGGUGGCGCUGGGUAUCAAGAGGUAAAGGCAGAAGUAACAGAGGUACCGGCACCCAGUCAGAACAGCACAGGCUGCGGGGAGCUGGUGUCAGUGCGGGAGCCCGAGUCCCACCGCAUGGCGGACAGCAUCGCUGGGAAGUACGGGGUGUGGAUGCAGGACCCCGAGGCCGUGACCCCUUACGGACCCAAGAUGCUGUGGCGCAUCGACACCGUGGGCUCGGAGGUGCGGCAGCUCUUCGGCUACGAGGACAUGGACCAGCUGGUCCGGGGCUUCCCCACCAAAGUGCUGCUCCUGCCGGAGCCCGUAGAGAGCACAGGGGCCACCAUGUACCGCGGCUCCCUCUACUACCAGCGCCGCCGCAGCCGCACCCUGCUGCGCUACGACCUGGCCACCGAGAGCAUCGCCGCCCGCCGGGACCUGCCGCACGCCGGGUUCCACGGCCAGUUCCCCUACUCCUGGGGAGGGUACACCGACAUCGACCUGGGUGUGGACGAGCAAGGCCUGUGGGCCAUCUACAGCACCAACAAGGCCAAGGGCGCCAUCAUGGUGUCCCAGCUGGACCCCAACAGCCUGGAGGUGAAGAGGAGCUGGGAGACCAAGAUCCGCAAGAACACGGUGGCCAACGCCUUUAUGAUCUGCGGCCGCCUCUACACGGUGGCCAGCUACACCUCCCCCAACACCACCGUCAACUACAUGUAUGACACCGCCACCGGCCAGAGCAAGGCCAUAGCUCUGCCCUUCCGCAACCGCUACCGCUACAACAGCAUGAUAGACUACAACCCCGCCCACAAGAAGCUCUACGCCUGGGACAACUUCCACAUGGUCUCCUACGACGUUCGGCUGGGCAAGCUGGAGGGCAACUGAGCCGCGAAUAAAGCUCCACUUAAAACGCUCAUGCGUCGCCCACACACACACUUUCAACACAGCAAACAUUUCCUCUCCCAGUUUCCCUCUCCAGCGUUGAUGAUCCGACUCCUUUUCCAGCCACGCUUCACAGACUGAAAGCUAUUAUCACCACUCUCGCCUCGUGUGUUCAGCAUCACGGCGGAAAUCACGAAAACGCAUCAAAUCACUGACUGAGAUGAAAGCUUUUGAAGAAAACUACAGUAGGAACUGAGCCCCUACGGUGCACUUGUCUCAGAAGGAAGGCUUUGCUGGCGGCACAGUCCACUAGUGUUGAAGAUGAAUUAUUUUUCUACCAUGUUUCUUGUUUGUUCGUUAGUGUUUAUGUACAGCACUGAGGGGGUGGGGGGAAUGAUAACAGUCAGGAAUUUUUGUCCCAUAGAGAAAAGAAAUUGUAUAUAGUUCACCUAAAUAUGUGUAUUACAUAUAUGUAUACACCCCAUCCGGAUUUGAUGGGCCCACCUGCUGGAAUUCUUAACCUUCACUGUACAUAAGAUACAAAUGUUCUCUAUAACCCACUCUCCCCUCACUUGUACAUAAUGGGGAAAUGACAUUUUUAAAAUCUACCUGCAGUGUCUUUACUCAGCUUAGUAUUGAU